Molecule: messenger RNA, 779 nt
Organism: Synchiropus splendidus (mandarinfish)
Lineage: Eukaryota; Metazoa; Chordata; Actinopteri; Syngnathiformes; Callionymidae
Product: stonustoxin subunit beta-like
Exons: 5
Coding region: 6-719 (237 amino acids)
Molecular function (GO): protein binding
Source: RefSeq, a predicted model, not a curated record
UCGACAUGCCCACCACCACCAGAAUUAUCUCUGACAGCCGGAAGUCAGACAAAGGGAAGAAAGGAAAAGCAGAGAAUGUAGAUAAGACCCCGGUCUACGAGCCCAACAUCCCAGAACCCACAUGCAGAGCUGAUCUGACAAAGCACUGGAUUAAUCUGACAUUUGAUGACAAGACGGCCAAUACGAUGCUGUGGGUAUCGGAGGGGGGUCGUAAAGUGGCCCGUAUGACUGAUGAAUUAAAGUGUCCAGUCCUUGACAGACCGGAGAGAUACGAGUAUUCUCCACAGGUUCUCUGCAAGGAAGGCAUCCUGGGCUUCCGUGGCUACUGGGAGGUUGAGUUCUCAGGAUGGGUCGUGGUCGGGGUCGCGUUCGAAGGAGCAGGAAGGAGGAACACGGACGGCUCCUGUGGCCUGGGAGAGAACGAGGAGUCCUGGGGACUUGGUUGGAACGGCUCGAAUUACAAUGCUUGGCACAACGGUGAGAGCUUGGACAUCGUGGGAAUCCCCAAGUGCCCCAGGAUCGGUGUCUACCUCGACCAACCAGCCGGUAUCCUCAACUUCUAUUCGGUGAAUGAGCAGACAGAUGGGGAUGAAGGGGCCGCUGGAGGCAAAGAGGUUAAACCUUUGCACCAAGUGAAGAGCUCAUUCACUGAGAAGAUGAUCCCGGGCUUCUGGGUUGGGAUGCAGUCUCACUGUUUGAUCAUACACAGGGAGGAAUAACAUCUGAACAUCGCUGCUUGAGCUCAGCGAUUACUCUGAUAUAAUGAUAUAAAAGCUACC